AUGGCUAAGGGGAAGGGGAAGGCUGAUGGUGAUGGGUGCUCUCGUGAGAGGACCAUUUCCUGGGCUGAUGAUCAGACCAAGUUUAUGUUGGAUUGGUGCAUUGAAUACAUGAAGGAACAACAUGCAGAAUUUAGGUUCAGGAAGCAUCAUCUCAUUAAGUGUGCUGAUGCUUUAAAUAGGAAAUUUGCUAUGGGGGUCACAAUUUCUCAAGUUGAUCGAUACCGACACUUCAGACACUACAAAGAAAAUUGGAAGUACAUUGCUGCAGCAAUUAGCAAGAGUGGCAACGUUUUCGAUGAUAUUAGAUGUGUGAUAACCAUUUCUGAGUCUGAAAAGUCUUGCCUCAAUGAUAGAGCAAGGCGCUGGCUUUCUAAGCCCAUCAAGUUCUACUAUGAGAUGCAAGAGCUAUUCACAGGCACUAGUGCUGAUGGUUCUUUGGCCAUGGAUCAUCAUACAUGCACAAUUGAUUCUGAUGACUCGGAUAAUGAUGAAGGGUUGUAUGACCUUAACUGCUAUCCACAAUAUGAGGGCCCUCUUGAGGAGGAUUCUGACACUUUGCCAACAACACAUGGCCCUAAAAGACCUCCAGUUCAUGUCGGUGCUGAUAAUUCCUCAUCUAGCACUAGCCGAGUUGGUACGAAGCGCCCAAGAGGUAGAAGGUCACCUAGUAAGAAGCGACAAAAAAAAGAGUCGUUUCGCGGAGUCUGCUGA
Molecule: messenger RNA, 711 nt
Organism: Triticum turgidum subsp. durum (durum wheat)
Lineage: Eukaryota; Viridiplantae; Streptophyta; Magnoliopsida; Poales; Poaceae
Source: the annotation of a GenBank genome assembly